UCAAAUUUCGACAGACAGGAGAAAAAAUUAUCGCUGUUCACGUGGAAAGUCGCAAUAUUUUCAUUGGAUUUUCAGCCAACACGGCAAUAAAUGCUAAAAAUUUUGCUAGAAUGUGCAGAAAGAGAUCGCAGCAAAGCAAAAGUCAGUCACAGAAAUAGAAAAAAUUGCAAAAUUCCAUUAAUACGCAGUAGACGACAUAACCUUGUGAAAUCAUAAGAAGAGAAAUAUAAAAAUAAAUUAAUCACAUAAAAAUUACACAACGAUGUCGAUGAUAUCGGGCAAGACCGAAUUGACGAGUGCGUCGUCGGUGUUGCGGAAAUACAGUGCAACGUCGCGGGACAAAAUAAAAACGCUAAUUUCCAAAGUUCAGUUUGAGACGCAUGUCGAGCGACGAGUCGAAACGGUGCUGGAUCGUGUCGAGACGGAAGGCGAUGUGCAGCAAUACGAGAGAUUUUUGACGUUGAUCAAGGAGGAGGAUUAUGACGACGUGGAAUACCUGAGAAUCAUCCGAGAGUCAAAAAGUUGCAUUCCCCGUCUAAAACCGCAUUUUCGGGCAUUUGUCGAAGUCAUCACGGGUCUCAAUUGGCUCUCACGCUCCCCCGAGGUCCAUCAAGAGUACCAAUCUUUCAUCGUCGACUUGCUCGUGGCACACAACAAAUACACAAAUAUCGUCGUUUCUCGCUUAAUUUCCUUCUUUGUGCCCAAAGAUGACCUCGCCACUUCAUGGAAACACGGAAAACCCUCAGACGAGAUAAAAUCAAAACUCGAGACUGUUCACAAUCUCAUCCACAAAUUACUCGAUGUGAUCCCGAUGAUGUUCCAAAUUUUGUUGCAACAAAUUUCUCAAUGGUUUCCGUACCACAAAAAAUCUUCCUUCAUUUACGGCGGAUUUAUCUACAAUUUGCUCUGGUUAACGGAAUAUCGGCAAAUUUACAAAGAAGAUAUUUUGCAUUUGAUAGUGUUGAAAUUGUUGGAACUCGAUGUGAGCAUUUCGCGACAUGAAAUAGAAGAUGCCGAAGAUGAGGAGGAAGAUGGCGAAGGACUGGAUGGCGGUGCAGAAUCGAUGUCUUUGAAUGCUAGUCAAGUAAUGAAGGAAUUUGCGGAAGAUGAGAUGAGACAUCCGCUUGCCGAGACACUGGAUAUCGGGUUGGAAUUGAUUUUUGAGUACAUUCAGAAGGAGUUGGAGACGCUGAAAGGAAAUAAUUUGAAGAAAAGUGAAUUUUUUGCGAUUUUUAUGAGGAUUUUUGAGACAAAUAUCUUGCCGACGCACAAUAGUCAUCACGUGCAAUUCAUCAUUUUCUACUUGUGUCAUUUUGAGAAUACCUUCCUUGAAAUCCUUCUGGACAAACUUUGGUUCAACGCACGCGACUUCAACUUGGCACCUGCCCUACGUCAAGCCUCUGUCGGCUAUCUCGCAAGCAUUUUGGCACGUGCUCGCUUCAUCCCCUUCCUCCUUUUACGAGAUUUUUUGGCGCAACUCUGCGACUGGGCACAUCAGUACAUCCAACGAAGUGAUUCCGUUUCGAACAAUUCCCUCAAGGCUCACACAGUAUUCUACUCCAUUUGCCAAGCCAUCUUCUACAUUAUCGCGUUUCGCAGUCGUGAACUAACUGCCGACAAAAAAGGCCUUAUCUACUUGCAAUCCUUGCAACUUUCCUCUUUGGUGACGUCACACUUGAACCCGUUGCGUGUUUGUUUGCCUGCCAUUGCGACAACUUUCGCGGGCGUCACACGAGCCCAUCAACUCGCCUAUUGUCACACGGUGCUGGAACGAAAUGCGCGACGAAAACUCGCGACAGUUUAUUCGAAUGACGCGCAAACCCCGGACGAGUGUUUGGAGACUUUUUUCCCUUUUGAUCCGUAUCUCUUGAAGAAAUCUGGCGGAAAAAUUCAGGAUUUGUAUUUGCAAUAUCAAGCGGAUGAUCAUCAUCAUGAGCAACAUCAUGAUCAACUAAAUAGUCCCGAAGUUGGGCAAAAGAGACAAAGAUUGGAAUCGUUUUCGACGAUGAACGAGGAAGAUGACUUUAUUGGGAUGCACGAACAGAAAAAGCGCAUCCGACAUUUGUCGAAAUGUUUUGAAGAUGAAAUUCAUUUGCCGCUGAAUGGAACAGUCGUUAAACCAUAAAUUUUUAUGAAUAAUUUUCUCUUUUAAUAUUUAUUAUUAGCUGACGUUCAGUGACUUUUUUGUGAUUUAAUACUAUGAAUAAGUAGUUAUACUAUUGAGUUACAUUUUUUAUGUAAAA
Molecule: messenger RNA, 2243 nt
Organism: Culicoides brevitarsis
Lineage: Eukaryota; Metazoa; Arthropoda; Insecta; Diptera; Ceratopogonidae
Gene: Tif-IA
Product: RNA polymerase I-specific transcription initiation factor RRN3
Exons: 3
Coding region: 263-2125 (620 amino acids)
Biological process (GO): transcription initiation at RNA polymerase I promoter
Cellular component (GO): nucleus
Molecular function (GO): RNA polymerase I general transcription initiation factor activity; RNA polymerase I core binding
Source: RefSeq, a predicted model, not a curated record